This is a messenger RNA of Tachysurus vachellii, 1353 nucleotides long. It is a transcript of the gene opn4a, whose product is annotated as opsin 4a (melanopsin). The record is from RefSeq and is a predicted model, not a curated record. Gene Ontology annotation, cellular component: membrane. Lineage: Eukaryota; Metazoa; Chordata; Actinopteri; Siluriformes; Bagridae. Gene Ontology annotation, biological process: G protein-coupled receptor signaling pathway; visual perception. Gene Ontology annotation, molecular function: G protein-coupled receptor activity.
AUGCAGAACUCACACACAAACACACACACACAUGCACUGAAGCGGUUUGUGUCGGAUCGGUGCGCGCGCGGGAUGGUGUGCACAGUGAUGGUAGAGGAAGUGCUGUGUGCGCGGAACGGGAGCGCGGAGAGAGCGGAGAGUGCGGGCAUGCGGCUACUGCUGGAACCCGCAACUCCCACCAUCACCACAGUUGCUAUGGUGCAUGAGCCCCCUCAGCUUUUCCCUACAGUUGAUGUUCCUGAUCAUGCACACUACUCUGUUGGUGCAAUAAUCUUCACCAUUGGCAUCACAGGCAUCGUGGGCAACCUUCUGGUCAUCUACGCUUUCACCAGGAGUCAAACUCUUAGGACUCCUGCCAACAUGUUUAUAAUAAAUCUGGCCAUCACAGACUUCUUCAUGUGUGCCACUCAAUCACCGAUAUUCUUCAUAACCAGUAUGCACAAGAGAUGGGUGUUUGGAGAGAAAGGUUGUGAGCUAUAUGCGUUCUGUGGAGCUCUGUUUGGGAUCUGCUCCAUGAUCACUCUAAUGGUCAUCGCAGUAGAUCGCUACUUCGUCAUCACGCGACCUCUGAGCUCCAUCGGUAUGCUGUCCAAGAAGAAGGCACUGCUUGUCCUGAUAUGUGCCUGGCUGUAUUCUCUGGGCUGGAGCCUGCCACCCUUCUUUGGCUGGAGUGCUUAUGUUCCUGAAGGUCUGAUGACGUCUUGUACUUGGGAUUACAUGACCUUUAUUCCCUCAGUUCGGGCCUACACAAUGCUGCUCUUUAUCUUUGUCUUCUUCAUUCCUCUCAUCAUCAUCAUUUACUGUUACGUCUUCAUCUUCGAUGCCAUUCGUAAGAGCAAUCAGAAUGUCAGGAAGAUUGACAGAUGUAAUACCAGAGACACUGUGAAGAGAUUCAACAAGAUGAAGAAAGAGUGGAAAAUGGCCAAGGUUGCUCUGAUUGUCAUCCUGCUCUAUGUCAUCUCCUGGUCUCCCUAUUCAGUUGUGGCCCUUACAGCAUUUGCUGGGUAUGCAGAUAUGCUGACACCAUACAUGAACUCAGUACCUGCGGUCAUAGCCAAAGCUUCAGCAAUCCACAAUCCCAUCAUCUAUGCUAUCACACACCCCAAAUACAGAGUAGCUAUAGCGAAGUAUAUCCCGUGUCUGCGUGUGCUGCUGUGUGUUCCUCAGAGUGAGCUUCACUCUCUCCACAGCAGUUUUAUAUCUACCAGACUCUCAACUAUAACCAACCGAGCCUCGGAUGUGUCUGGGAACUUGUCCCAAAGCAGUACAGUAAAAUCCUACAUCUCCUCUGCCUCUGAUGGUGAAUCUGAUGCAAAUGACAGCAGUGAUGGUACAGCAAUGCAGCUCCCCUGA